AUGAACUCCCUAAAUUUCCUAUCCGCGCGAGUGAUAGGCCAGACGAAUUCUCCUCUUCGCAAUCGCUCCCAUUCGCAAAGCGAUGUGUCUCAAUCGGCUGUGCGCAGUAGCCUAGCGAAUUCUCGCUCGUAUAGCGAACAGCAAUUACACCGCGGAUUCCCGGUAGGCGAGAGAGAAAAGGAUGACCACGAGAUCUUGACAUCAGACUUCUCCACUGAUGGGACGGUAGAAUUCAACGAGAAGACACCGCUUCUAUAUGAGCUACAAAAGGCCGGCGCAUCGCAAACACCAAACCGGCUUCUUCUGGUUUCCCUGCGGAUAUUCGAUGCUAUCACUGGUGCUAUCAAGGUCAUUCUUUCCACGAUAGCUGCCCCGGGUAUCUAUAUUGCCCGUGGUUUUCAGGAUGACGAUGGAUACUACUCGCCUAUAGUUCCCUUUCGCAAGGUCCGUCGAUUGAUGGGCGUUCGCAAUACGGAUGGCGAGAAACACUUGAGGAAGUCAUCGUCUACAGGCAGCAAGGGAGAAUCUGGCAAUAGACGGAACGGCUCUUCCAGGAAGCCUCGACACUCGCCAUCACGGUCAUCAAUGUCAACGUCCGAAUCUGACGGAGAACCUCCAACAUCAAGCUCAUCCAGUACCGCAGGACCCCGUCAUACACGAUCUAAAUCCUAUGAUAGUGACUUCAACACUGAUGAUAACACGCCUAGAAGAUCUAUACGAAUCAAAUUGCACAAUGAAGACGCCUUACAGCGAGAGAAAAAACGAUCUCAUAGCACAGAUAUUCGUCAAAGUUUGAAGACCGAUGGCCCUCCCACACCAACAGUUCUCGCAGCAGAAAGUUUAAAGUCACCCAUCUCCUCGUCCUCUCACCAUAAACUCACGAAAUACCCUCAUGCCCCCGCUCCUCCACGCCCUCUAGUUCCACUUCGCCAGCCGUCAUACUCAGUGCGAGCCAGCGGCCGCAGAGCACCUCAGAAGACACUUGUCCUCGAUCUAGACGAGACUCUUAUCCACUCUUUAGCGAAAGGCGGCCGAAUGUCCAGCGGUCAUAUGGUAGAAGUCAAACUGGCCGCUCCCUUUCCCGCAACCUCUCCGCAAGGAGAAGCUCCCACUAAUCUUGGCCCUCAACAUCCUAUUCUGUACUAUGUACAUAAACGACCGCACUGUGAUGAAUUCUUAAGGAAGGUCUGCAAGUGGUAUAAGCUAGUUGUUUUCACAGCCAGCGUGCAAGAAUACGCCGAUCCAGUCAUUGACUGGCUCGAGCAAGAGCGCAAGUUUUUUCAAGCCCGGUAUUAUCGACAGCACUGCACGUUCCGUAAUGGGGCUUUCAUCAAGGACUUGAGCUCGGUAGAGCCUGAUUUGAGCAAAGUCAUGAUAUUGGACAACAGUCCAAUGAGCUACAUCUUCCAUGAGGAUAAUGCCAUUCCUAUCGAAGGCUGGAUUAGUGACCCCACCGACAGCGGGCUGCUCAGUCUAAUUCCUUUACUUGAAGCUCUUCAAUAUGUCACCGAUGUACGCGCAUUCUUAGCGCUCCGAAGAGGUGAAGCGGAAUCAUAA
Molecule: messenger RNA, 1557 nt
Organism: Talaromyces proteolyticus
Lineage: Eukaryota; Fungi; Ascomycota; Eurotiomycetes; Eurotiales; Trichocomaceae
Product: NIF domain protein
Exons: 2
Coding region: 1-1557 (518 amino acids)
Molecular function (GO): protein serine/threonine phosphatase activity
Source: RefSeq, a predicted model, not a curated record